AUGGUUCGAGUACAACAAAAGCAGAAGGAGUUUUAUUUUGGAUGGAAGUUUUUAACGAGUCUGGCAACUGUACUGCGCUUGAUGUAUCCACGUCUUGACUAUGCUGUUCUCUUAUCAAUCGCUUCAAUAGUGUGUGCUGGGGGAUAUGAAGUGGUCAGCUACAAUGUUGGCAAAAUUAUUGGAAAAUUCUACAAUGUAUUGCUUUCGAAAAACGAAGUGUCUUUCUGGAAACUCUUCUGGAAGGCUACUUUGAUAUAUUUCGGACAAAGUUUGGUAAUCGCUGGAUCGUCCUAUCGCCUAAAUAUAAUAAGAAAUUUGACCAGAGCGCUGCAUGAGCUAUACUACAGACGAAGCAUUUAUUAUACAUUGAAUUGCGUGGACAAUGCAGGAAUAGAUAAUCCGGAUCAGCGCAUAACUCAAGAUGUAGAGCGUAUGUGUAGUAUACUGGCAAAGAAUAUAUUUCCAUACAUUUUGAUUUCCCCCGGUGUUAUCGGAUGGUACACUUACACUACUUGGUCAAUAGCUGGAGGAUUCGGUGUAGCUAUCAUUUAUGUGUAUUUUAUUAUCAGUGUUAUUGCAAAUCGAAUUCUUGUUUCACCUCUCACAAAGUGGACUGCUAGGGUGGAGAAGCGCGAAGGAGAUUUCAGGUACAAACAUGUGACGGUACGAAACAAAGCUGAAGAGUCAGCCUUUUACAAUGCAGCAAAGUUCGAGGAAUUUGAGAGCGAUCUUUCCUUCAAGCGUCUUUUCAAUACACAGUUAAACGCAUCACUAUGGAAGUACCCUGCUCAAUUCUUGCAAAAUUUCAUUGAUUACUAUGGUGCAGUUUUGAGCUACCUGAUUAUAUUAUUUCCCGUGUUCAUCUUCCACUCCUACGACCAUAUGGAUGGGCCAACUCUAGCACAACAGAUUUCCAAUAACGCUUUCUACUUCCUCUAUCUAAUCAAUAGCUUUACGAGACUGACGGAUUUGGCCAUAGCAGCUGGAGAGAUGGCAGGAUACACACAAAGAAUCAAUGAAUUAAUUUGCUAUAUGAGACAGCUUAACAAAGAAGAUAGCAUUACUUGGAGUUUUGAUGCUCAUCAUGGAGAUCCUAAUGAUCUUCUUGUUACUAGAAACCUCAGCUAUACUAGUCCAGGGGAGACUGACGACUUAGUUUCAGACCUAAACCUGAACCUCAAGAAAGGUCAAAGGCUGUUGAUAACUGGUACAAGUGGUGUGGGCAAAUCAUCCUUGCUAAGAAUAAUCAGGAAGUUAUGGAGACCUCAUUCAGGUAAAAUUGUGAGAAACUUCUCUUUGGCUGAGACCAUGUUCAUCCCUCAGCGUCCGUACUUCCCUCCUGGUCAACUGUCACUAAGGCAACAAGUUGUGUUCCCUCUGAUAGAUGAUGGAGAAGACAGCUCAUUACUAGACAGUAAUAAAGUGCUCAAAAUCCUGGAAGCUCUUCGCCUACGCUCGCUAAUCUCUAUGUGUGGCGGUCUGAAGGAUCCAGCAAAUUUUGAAUGGCAAGAUAUGCUCUCACCUGGAGAACAACAACGCCUUUCAAUAGCAAGAGUACUCUUUCACAAGCCCAAUCUUGUGUUUCUCGACGAGGCUACAAGUAGUCUCUCGGUUGAUGCAGAAGCUGCUGUUUAUCAAUUACUAAACGAACAUGGAAUAACGUAUGUGUCCUCUGGACACAGACCUUCGUUGAGACUCUUUCAUGAUGUGGAGCUACAACUGACUAAAGAUCACGGAUGGAAGUUAGUCAACAUCGAAGUUAAUGAGAAAACCGAUGAAGUUUCUCCAGUCAACUUCUCUACCGUUGAUCAUUUCUAG
Cylicocyclus nassatus is the source of this 1818-nucleotide messenger RNA. The record is from the annotation of a GenBank genome assembly. NCBI's taxonomy places the organism in Eukaryota, Metazoa, Nematoda, Chromadorea, Rhabditida, Strongylidae.